AUGCGUUGUCAGCAAUGCACUACGAAGGAACAACACGAGCAAUUUCAUCAAAGGUCAACUACGUUGAGGUUCAAUGCUAUAGGAGGAUGGUCUAAGUCGGUGAACCGUCUCAAGGAUGGCGAUUUCCACUGCUUGUGUGGUGAAUUCCACAGUCGGAGACCUGAUGAAAUACGAAAUCAUGCAAACUCUUGUAUCAACGUACCAAAUCGCCUACGACCUUCCUCACGACGUUCGAAAAGAAUUGCUCGCCGUAGUGCAGCUGCUCCUUAUCCUCCUCGUACGCCUUCGCCUCAACAAACACAAGUUGGUGGUCCUCGUGCUGAAGCGAGUAGUAGUACAGGCUCAUCGCAGCAGCAACAACAACAACAAGCUGGGACACCUCCUGCUCAAACCAGUGGAUCAGCUUCAUCGCAACAAUCAACACCACCACCACCACAAGAAUCAAGUUCGGCCACUGAAACAAAUCGACCCGUUUCAUCGCAACCACUACCACAACAACAACAAGAGCGCUUUUCUUCUGCUGAAGCAAGUGGCUCUAGUACAACAUUGCAUGCUCCCAUACCACCACAACAAGAAGAAGCUUUAUCCUAUGAUGGGGAUGGUGAAUUAAGCAGCCAUGGCUCUUUUGAUACUGCAUACGAAGGUGAAGCUGUUCCUACGCCACCCCUUCACACGCCACCCCCUCAAGUCCCUCCAUUGACUGAGGAAGGACAAGCUGAAGUAGCCCGUAUCAGAGAAAUGCUUGUCCAAUUGAUCACUUCAGACUAUCGUAGAGUGGAGGAUCUUCCUGAAGAGGAUGUGAUGGUAUCAUUUGACGUACGACUUGAGGGAUUAAGAACACCUGCUCUACGAAGCACUCUUGAUGUCACCCGACAUGGCACCAAUGUUGACACUUUGGCGAGGAUGAUCUAUGGUAUUGUGGAUGGCGUUCCUGGUGGCACUCUCCAAAAUCUUCGUAUCCGUUAUUAUCCUUCGCAUUGCUUAAUCAAUUAG
Lichtheimia ornata is the source of this 993-nucleotide messenger RNA. RefSeq lists its product as uncharacterized. The transcript has 2 exons. NCBI's taxonomy places the organism in Eukaryota, Fungi, Mucoromycota, Mucoromycetes, Mucorales, Lichtheimiaceae. The record is from RefSeq and is a predicted model, not a curated record. Bases 1 to 993 code for a protein of 330 amino acids.